CUACUACCGGUGCUGAAACUGUUGAACGCAUCCUUGCUCAACGUCGACAGUGGAAAACAGCUUUAGUUACGGUAUCAGAGUCCCACGUGUUGUUGACUUUCGCUCGCAUUCAUGGCGAAGAGACGUGCGGAGGACACUCUGCUACACGGCUCUCCCUCCAAAAGAUGUCACCGCUCUCUCAGCAGUGUUGGCCUGCCGCUGGAAAGCAUGGCUCCCACCGGGUGUGUGAGCCCGCCGUCCCUCCUGGCUCUAAUGGGCUGCAGAAAGAGGCCGCACCACCCUGAAGACCCACAGAAACAAGAAGACGCACCCCUUUAUCGCGAGCCCGCAAACUGCGACACAAGAAAGCAUGGAGCUAAUAUUUUGCCCCAACAGACUUCUGGAGGUUUCCAGGGCCCUCGCCGCUCCAGCACUCUCACGAGCUCGAAGAAACGACCUCGAGACAACUGCGCGAGUUUAGAGACGGCCAUUCCUAAAGAGAAUGAUAAAGCUGGUGAGGACAACAACACUGAAGACUGCACAUACAACUCCUUCCAGUACUGGAAGUUGCCCUUACCGGAACUUAACCUUUCACUGCUCAAAGAUGAGAACCAUUCCCAACGUAAAGAGGAGCCAAAAGUCAAGGACUCUGCUUCCGAUGCCAUGGAAACCUGAAGAUGACAGGUGCAAAUCAGUCUGCUCUACUCUGUCCUUACACAAGCAGUCAAACGUGAUGAAGAAAAUUUGAUGCUUUUCUGCUGACAGAGACAUUAAAAGCACAUUAAGGUUGCUUGAAAUGAGAAGAGAUGCAACGACCUGAUUUCGCAAACUGCCACAGUCAGUGAUGUAGGCUCUAAGUAAACCUUGUGCAGGUCUGAGAUCUUCGAGAGAUUUCGCUGAAGCCACACUGAGAUCUGCACUGCAGCAUACUGUUCUUACAGUGGUGACCAAAACUGUGGUGACAUUUUAGAAAAACCUCAGGUCUGGUGUAUAAUUGUGACUUUUUUCUUUUGUGCUAAAUCUCUCCUGCAAACCUAGUAUUUUAUUAAUAUAUAACGUUAAUAGAAUUAGUUAUAAAAAGCUGGGUCUGUACAUUUCAGAUCAUAAUCACUGUAUUGGCUGAUGUUUUUUUGUGUAACUGGUUCUGAAAUUGUUGUUUCUAGAUUUCAUAACUAUAAGUGUUGGAUACAUUGGAUAAAACCCUAUUAAAGACUUCAAUGU
Cyclopterus lumpus (lumpfish) is the source of this 1200-nucleotide messenger RNA. RefSeq lists its product as uncharacterized. The record is from RefSeq and is a predicted model, not a curated record. The transcript is spliced from 2 exons. Bases 112 to 654 code for a protein of 180 amino acids. Lineage: Eukaryota; Metazoa; Chordata; Actinopteri; Perciformes; Cyclopteridae.